Molecule: messenger RNA, 3408 nt
Organism: Dermacentor albipictus
Lineage: Eukaryota; Metazoa; Arthropoda; Arachnida; Ixodida; Ixodidae
Molecular function (GO): zinc ion binding
Source: RefSeq, a predicted model, not a curated record
GUAUGCACUAACAUUGUCUAGUACACUCUCUAGUAGAGAUCGUGGUUGAGAUAGCUGAUGUAGCGAUGGUGUACUCGUGCACACACGCACGCAAAAAGGAACAACCGAUUGAAGUAGCUUCAUGCGCAUAUUUCAGGCCAUUGCCUGCUUUGUUCAGGGGGGAGGUUCCCGUGUGUCGGGGCACAGUGAAAAACGUAGUAUCGUCUUUUCGUUUUCCGGCGCGGAGCGUUGAGUACGCUCUGGUGUUCUCGCAUCAAGUGUCGUCAAGCUAGCUUGUUUUCAACCCUCUGGUGAUGCAUGGCGAGAGCGCUUCGAGUUCAAACAUGACAUUAGCCACACGUGGUGAUGCGUCCGAAGAAACACAUUUCGGCUUCGGUUGGCGAUGCUUUAAGGAUGUUUCAGCGUCAUCAGACCAAGUUACGGUGUUGCGAAUGGACAUUGCCGGCGAGGAAACCGCUGGCGAGUGGGUGAAGCGCUACAGCGCUGCGACUCUUACUCAGUGGUGUGUCUACAGCGUGUCCAAGGAAGAGAAGUGCCAGAAAAUGGUGUACCACAAGACAUGGCGUUGUCACCUUCAUGGUCGAAAGAAGGUGUCCACAGGCUGCACUGCCAUGAUUGAUGUAAAAAUAAAGAAAGUAAACAGGAAUACAAAGAAAAAUGACAAAUACCUUCGGUGGGAUCCACCACUGUGCGCUGUCGUCAGGUUGGCCCAGCAGCACAAUCAUCCUGUGGAGAGCGCUGAUGCCUUGCGGCUUCUGCGCUGCAACGAUGACACAAGGGCCCUUUUCUACGGGUAUUUUUCCGAGGGCUUGACACCGUUGGAGGCUAUGCGGCUCCACGAGGGUCUUUUGGCUGCCGAGUGUCCCGAGUACCUUGUGCAUUUGACCAGUGGUGCCUCUAACCCGAAGGCAAGGACUGUGUACUACCUUUAUAAAAAGUGGCAGCAAGAGCACCAUGGUGCAGUCAUUGAGCCGUUCACAAAGUUGCGGGAAAAAGUUUCCAAGUACUUGGAACAAGGUGUUGAUGUGAGAAUCUGCAAUGGAGAAGACUCUGGUUCUUGGGCAGUUCUCGUGGUGACUGCGGUAAUGCAACGCGCUCAACUGCUCGAGUCAUCAUCUGAGACCAUUUUCAUAGACUCAACCACAUCCUGUGACACAACUCACAGCACUGUGACUGUGAUGAUGACUGCUACGGCUGCUGGUGCUGUGCCAAUUGGUGUUGUGAUUCACAACACCCAAACAACUGAGGGCUAUGCAAAUGCCUUUCAGCUCUUCAAGAGUGCCUAUCCGCUCUGCUUCGGAGGUCUUGAUAAACCGGGUGCUUUCAUGACCAACAACAGUGCAGCACAAAAGGCAGCACUGCGAGAAACGUGGCCUGAAGUGAGACAGCUACUCUACCAUUUCCACAUGGCUCAAUCGGAAUGGCGUUGGCUUACAAUGGCCAAGCACAGUGUCAGCCCAGAACAAAGAAAGCAACUCUUAGCAGUUUUCCAGAAGAUCAUGUAUGCUGACACACCAGAGCUGUUGGAGGUGGCCAAGGAGGAGCUCCACUGCCAGGGACAUGCUGGUUAUAUAGCCCAUGUAGAGACGAUUCUUGAAAAUGAAGAGGAGUGGGUGCUUCUCUUCCGGCUAAACAUGAAGACAAGGGGACGUGAUACGAAUAGCUACUCAGAGGCAUCAGUCCGGGUCCUGAAAGACAUUGUUUCAUACCGAACAGAGGCAUUUAGUGUUGUUGCACUUGUCGAAUUUGUGGCCGUUGUCUUUGAAAAAUACGUCCAAGACAAAAUAUGGCAGCAUGCAACCCAGCAAGUGGCUGACCACAGGCUUUUUUAUGAAAGCCCGCUGACAAUAUUGCCAGAAGAAGCACAGCCACUUGUCGUGCAUGUUGGCGACGAUCACUACACAGUCUCAAGUUGCACCAAAAAAGAAAAAUCGUAUGAUGUAUUUGCUCAAAUUGGAUUGUGCUCGUGCCGUUCUGGACAACAGGGUGCAUUCUGCAAACAUCAGGCACUUAUUUUCAAGAUGGUUGGCGCCACAUUCCCUAAUGCCCCAUUGCUGAGCAAAGGAGGACGCCAUGAACUAGGUUGGCUGGCAUUCGAUAAAGAAUGUCCCAACAUUCAUAUUUUUGACACCUCCCAGAGCCAUAGCGUUCAGCCAGCUGGCCUGCCUUUAGAUGCUCCUGCCACAAGCCCAGCACCCCCACCAGAACUGGCAAGCCCUGGCCCUUCAAGUCAAGCAUCGCUAGCAACUCAGUCAGUGAAUGAGGAGCCAAAUUAUUUCCAUAGCUUGGCGAUGUCAUUCCAGCGGCUCGAAAGUCUGGCUGGCGAUGAUCCCACAUGCCAGAUGUAUGCAGCAAAACUUUCCAAGCAGCUUGAAAAGGUCACAAACAAGGAGACCUUGAAGGAUGUCAUGAUGACGAUGAGUGCAGCUGUGUGCAGGGCUACCAAGCGCCGAAUGAAAACCUGUGUACGGCCCACAAGCACGAUGGCUUGGGCUCAACGACGGCUUGAGCUUUCCAGGCGACGGCUUGGGCUCAACAGGGGCUGUAAGCAAGUGCCCUCACGAAGGCCACCAAAGAUCUCAGUGCCAAAGCUACCCAGGCACACAGAUUCGCAGCACAUGAGUGUAGAAUAGGCCUUCUAAUAGAUGACAUGUGCAAUGUUGUGUAUACAGGGUGCCACAACCAUCAUGCACCAGGUUUUACAAAAGCACUAAUUAUUCUACAUGAAUAUGAGCAAGUACAUUUUUAGAUUCUUGUUAAAAAAUUGCCAAUGAAUUUUUAGUUGCUGACAUUCAAUUAGCAAGCUUUUUAAUUGUUUUAAUUGUAAAGGUGUCAGUGACGGGCUCGGCGAGUACUGUAAAACACAUAAAAAUGACAUGUUCCCGGCACCGGCAAAGUACACAUCGCCUGUUUACUUUUAUGGGCACAUGCAGUAAAUAAAUAAAUGGAAAUGAAAGUGGAUGAAAAAGAAACUGCCCAGGUGGGAUACAAACCCACGUCUUUGAAUUACGCAUGCGAUGCUCUUACCAAUUGAGCUACCACGGCGCCGUUCUCCUAUCCACUUUUAGGGGUGUUUGGGGUAUUUCUGUAGUCGUGACAUCUGCGGCAAAAAGGAUGUUCCACAUCUGCCGCCAACGUUUGAGAGUUGUGGCACUGGCUAACACUCCUAGGGUUAGUUCUAGUAGUUCUAGUAGUAAAACAAAUACCCCAAAAUGUGGAUGGGAAAACGGCACCGCGGUGGCUUAAGUGGUCAGAGCAUCGCAUACGUAAUGUGAAAAUGGGGGUUCCUAUUCCAUCUGUGGCCAGUUGUUUCUUCAUUCACUUUCAUUUCCAUUCUUUUAUCAUUUCUUUUAUUCAGUUAGUAAGUACAAGUAGUUUCCCCCUAUCUUGUGUUUGGCGUCUUUGUUG